Drosophila grimshawi is the source of this 1594-nucleotide messenger RNA. RefSeq lists its product as uncharacterized. The transcript has 4 exons. Bases 199 to 1467 code for a protein of 422 amino acids. The record is from RefSeq and is a predicted model, not a curated record. NCBI's taxonomy places the organism in Eukaryota, Metazoa, Arthropoda, Insecta, Diptera, Drosophilidae.
ACAGUUGCCACGACCAGUUAAUGGUGUAUGCACGUAGAUACAGGUUUACUACAUUUCUACGUUUAUCAAUAGUAUUUUAUCAAGUAGCAUUCGGCAACGAGCGUUCAGUAUACGUUUAAAGUUUGUUAAAGCUGGACAAUUAUUUCUUGAGCGCUUCGAUUGGAAUUCUUCAUCAACAAUAUAUUGUCAAUUUCCAAGAUGGCACCCAAUAAUAACAGCGAUUCUAGUAAACCUGUGAAUCCCAACGAGUUUCUUGCCAUACCCAAAUGGAUAAAUGAGGACUACUUUCGUCCCAUUAUAGAGAAAGAUGUACCAGAUUUUAUGAGUAUCAAAAACUUUAAUCCCAUUGCGGCAACACAACCAGGUGAAAACUACACAUCGAUUAUGGUGCGUGUUGUCAUCGACAUAGAGCUCAAAGAUGGAAGUGAAAAACAGAUUUCAUAUAUUUUGAAGACAAUGCUGGAUUCGGAUAAGGGCGGUGCUCUUGUGUCUUCCAUGAAUUUAUUUCCCAAGGAAAUGCAGAUGUAUCAGGUGCACAUUCCCAACUAUAACAGACUUUACAAGGAUGCCGGAGUUGACAUUGAAUUGGCGCCCAAAUGUGUGCACAUUGAGCAAACACCAGAGUGCAUUACUCUGGUGCUGGAGGAUCUGAAGCGUCAAAAUUUCCACAACAUUGAUCGACUUAAGGGUCUUGACAUGCCCCACAUGAGGAGAGUAUUGAGAAAAAUUGCUGAGUUUCAUGCCGCUUCAGUUGUAAACUAUGAACAAAAUGGACCCUAUGAACAGAUGUACUUGGAUUCAUUUUAUGCAGAGAGCAAUCGUCCAAUUUUUGAGACGAUAGGGAAUAUGCGAAUGCAACAAUAUUUCAGGGCUAUGAGGGAGUGGCAAAUGCCGGAUGUGGAGAAAUAUAUUGCGAUGGCACCAGGUGUCACGGAGUACUUUGAUAGAGGCCUUGCAUUGAACGCAGUGGACGAAAACGAAUUCAAUGUUUUGAAUCAUGGUGAUCUAUGGUGCAAUAAUAUAAUGUUCACAGAUGAUGGACCCGAAGAGCGCACCAUAUUUGUGGAUUUGCAGGUGGGCAAGUGGGGAUCUCCCGCUCAAGAUCUUUGGUAUAUGAUAACCACAUCAGCCGCACUGGACAUCAAGGUCAAGGAGUUCGAUCAUUUCAUUAGAAUCUAUCAUGAUCGCUUGGUGGAAUGCCUCAAAUUGCUGAAAUACUCGAAGCACGUUCCAACGUUGAGGGAAUUGCACUCCACAAUGAAUAAGUACGGCGAUUGGGGUAUAUUAACAGCGAAUAACACGUUGGUUGCCGCUAUGAUGCCCUCUGAUAAAGACUCCAGUAUAGAUACAAUAAUGACACCAGGACCUGAGGGCGACGCCUACUGCUUCAAGACCUUCAUCAAUCCAUACUACGUCAAGGCUAUGCGGCAACUGUAUCCGUUCUUUGAAAACAAAGGUCUUCUAUAAGGAUAUUAUCUUGUUAUAUGUACUUAUCUGUUGUGUAUUGUGUAUAUGUUAUUGAUAGUUCUAUCGUGUAGUAUAACUAAAAUAAAACUGAGCUUUUGUAAUGUAUACAAAAAUAAUAUUGUAUCUA